Clonostachys byssicola is the source of this 957-nucleotide messenger RNA. Lineage: Eukaryota; Fungi; Ascomycota; Sordariomycetes; Hypocreales; Bionectriaceae. The record is from the annotation of a GenBank genome assembly.
AUGUAUAGCUCCUUCUUUCGCGUCGUCGCCUUUGGGAUCCUCAACUGCAAUGUCCUCGCUGCUCCCUCAGGGUCACAGCCCGUGCAGCGCCCUCCUGGACUCUGGCCACAUCUAGCCGAACAAGGUCGCGCUUCUCGACCUCUGAUCGACUUCAUAGAAGGGUACUUCACCGCCAAGAACCUACAUCAGCCAGAGGCUUGGGCAGCCUCCUUCCAUCCUACUGAAGGGACAUACGGAGAUGCCGGCCUCGGCAACCUCUUCUCCCAACCGGAGCUAUCGCCCGUUAUCGGGACUUUUGUGAAGGCUUGGGGACCUGAUUCUAGAUCGUAUCCCCUGCGCAUCGUGGGUGACACCAACAGUGCCCUGCUAUACAUGAUUGACACGCCGGACAUGUUCGGCGACGAGCUUCGCAUCCUUGUGGCCUUGGACUUUAAAGACGACUUGAUCGUGCGGGAGGUAGAUUACUGGGAUCCUCGACGAAACACCGCGGCUGAGGCGAAUAGGGUGCCACCGGAGCAGUAUCCGUCUGACUUCGCCUCGGCCCUAUCCUCCAACACGACCAAUGCCACCCUUCGGAAAAUCGUGAACCAGUUUGCGUCUGCGCUGUCGAACGGAGGUUACGAAUCCGCUGUUUCGCUGCUGGCACCAGACGUCGUGCUGGAAGACUUCUCCCUACGUGCCAGGAUCGACGGUCGACUGGGGGUUGAACAGUACUUGAAGCGGGCCGUGGCUUCGCUCCCGUACGGCACUGGCUCCGUCGUAUCUCAUAUCGUGGGCAACGAAGAUGGCGGUGCUUACGAGUGGACUGGCACGCCGGAGGCUGCUGGCCGUAACGGGAUAACUGCCAUUGAACUCGACGAAGGGCAUCUUAUCACUCGGCUCACUAGCAUAUGGGAUACUUUCAAUGCUAGUAACAGCACUAUGCAGUCGUUGGUCGGGCUGUCGAUUGAGCCUUGA